CUAAAAUCCAAAUUUUCUAAAAUCCAGUCGUAUCUACGGUUAUAACCCUCCCCUGCGGGCUGCGGUAAUUGCGAACCCGACGUAUCUCCGGUUGCACUGCACUAUCUCCGUGUCACUGCACUAUCUCCGUCAAAUCCCGACGUAUCUCCCGUUAGUGACGCGGGGUGGAGUGUCCGAACCGCAAUUUCUCUCCAGGUCUGGCUUGUGCGUGCUUCACAGAAUAUGGCAGAAGUACUUCGGUAUCCAUUUGCGUUACAUUGCUAUGAUAAGGGUACCCCUUUUCUGUACUCAAAGGACUCCCUCUCAAGCCUCAAAAGUAAAGUUGUUGUUAGUGAUGGAGGUUCUCUCAUUGCUUCAAGAACCAAAAAGAUGCCAUCUUUAAGAGUCACUGGCCUCGAAAUGCCUAUUCCUAAGGGCUGGCUGGAGAUUCCUAGAGUAAAAUGUGUUAUUAGGGGCAAAGAAUCUAGCGUACAAUCUAAUACUGUCUGUGUUGAAUUUGAUUCAUCAUGUGGAGUGGAGAACGCCCCUGCUCAUAAUGAAAAAGAAGGAUCACCUGAAAAUUUGCUUCCUUUGAGGAGUUCAGUGUAUAAAGAAUUACAUGUUAGGGCUGGGGAUGCUAAUCUAAGUGGAAGUAAGGUAUAUUACUUGGAUGAAAGAAAUGAAGAUGUAUUAUCGAAAAGGAUUUUGAAACUAUGUCGGCUAAACAAGGUUAGGAGUGCAUUAGCACUUUACAAAUCAAUGAUAUUUACAAGUAUCAAGCCUAAUUCACAUGCUUGCAAUUCCCUUCUUUCUUGCAUCUUAAGGAAUGGUAGUCUUGAUGACGCUCUUGAGGUAUUUGAAUCCUUGAAGGAGGGUAAAAUGACUACUGCUCACACUUAUAGUUUAAUUCUCAAGGCAGUUGCUGAAGACCGGGGGAGUGAUGCUGCAUUGGAAUUGUUUGAGGAAAUACGUAAAUAUGACUGUGCUAGCAAUGGAUUUGAUAUCAUUGUCUAUAACACAAUGAUAUCAGCUUUUGGGAAACUAAACAAUUGGGUUCAUGCUGAGAAAUUUUGGAGAAUUUUGCAAAACAAAGGUAUUAUAGGAACAACAGUGACGUACAGCGUAUUAAUAUGCUUAUUUGUUCGCUGUGGUAAGAAUGAACUAGCUGUUGAUGCAUAUAGAGAGAUGGUUCAAAAUGGGUUAACGUCAGGAGUUGAUGUAAUGCAAGCAAUGAUUGGAGCAUGUAUGAAGGAGGGAAUCUUUGAUAUGGCAUUUUCUAUCUUUCAGAGUAUGUUGAACAGUGGCCUAAAGCCAAAUGCAAAAACAUGCAAUGCAGUGAUUAACUUACUUGGGAAAGCUGGAAAACCCAAGCUUGCAUUCAAGGUUUAUGAUCUCAUGAAAUCACUAGGUCAUGUGCCAGAUUCAUACACAUGGAACUCACUUCUUGGUGCCCUAAACCAUGCGAAUCGACAUGCUGAUGCACUUCAAUGCUUUGAGAGAAUCAGGAAACAGCAACCUGACAUCCUAAACUUUCAUAUAUACAAUACAAUUAUGAUAUCUUGCCAAAGACUUGGGUUGUGGGAAAAAUCAGUGGAACUACUAUGGGCGAUGGAGUCAUCCGGAGAUUCUGUUUCAACAUCCUCAUAUAAUCUUGUAAUUGGUGCUUGUGAAGUUGGAAGAAUGCCAAAGGUCGCAUUGCGAGUUUACAAACACAUGGUUGACCAGAAUUGUUCUCCUGACCUAUUCACUCUGCUGUCUCUGAUGAAAAGUUGCAUCUGGGGUUCCCUUUGGGAUGAAGUUGAGAAGAUAUUGAAUUGCUCUGCGCCAAAUGGAUUCUUGUACAAUGCUGCGAUUCAGGGGAUGUGUCUGAAAGGCAGGAUUGAUCUUGCUAGGAAGGUGUAUAUAAAGAUGCAUCAGAAUGGUCUCAAAGCUGAUGGUAAAACAAGGGCUCUAUUGCUGCAAAACUUACCGAAAGAUCUCAAGCGAUAACAAGUACCUGAUUGACAGUGGCAAAUCAGUUCCUUAUGCUGUUGACUGACAUAAUAUUGUUCUUCCUAUCUGUGACCAAUACGGUUGCAGGCAAUGUAUGUGCUUUCUAUAUGUGUCAAGUUACAUGCCACAAUAAGUUAAGUAAGGCUGGACCCUCUCUUUGAGCCAGUGAGGAUUGUCAGAGGAGAUCAGUGAUUGCAGCCCAUGAGUUUUCUAUAUCCACUAUAUGUCCUGAGGCUUGAUGGAUUUUUGUUAUUUGCUUAUUACCCGGCAAUAGUAAAUAAGCAUGAGGAUGAUAUUCACAGUUUGCUGUUGGAGAAAACCAACAAUGAGCAACAGAGAUCUGCUGCAAGUUCUGAAAAUUGUUCAGCUCCACAGUGGAAAUUGGAGAAAUUACUACAGUGUUUGCAAGACAAGAACACAGUGAUUCAGUGUUCUUGUGAAGCUCACAUCGUUGGUGAAUAGCUGUAAAGCCAAAAACGUACUCCCUCCGGUUCUUUUUAAACUUCACACUUUGACUUCACACAAAUUAAGGAAAUAAAAUUGACUUUACUGUAGAGUACAUUGUUGUGGCACUGUUUGACCCUGUUUGGCACCGUUUUGAUGUAGAUAAUUUGCUAAAUAAGGAAGGGAGAAGAAGUGUGAAGUUUAUUUUGGACCUACCCAAAAAGGAAAGUGUGAAGUUUAUUUAGAACCGGAGGGAGUACAAAGUAUUAACAGGGUAUCAAACCAGUUUUAAACCAGAACAGAAACGGUUUGGGACCAAAACUAGAGAUGGCCCGGAAUUUUUGGGCCCGAGUUACGAGUAACCAUAUUGGGGGGACCAGGAACCUGCCAGUACGGAACAGGACUAGAACCAGGCCCUGCCCACCAUAGUCUUCUCUCAGGAUUGGCCUCUGCAAGCUCAUCUUCAACAUUCUGCUAGAUUGUUCUCUGCACAGGCCCGGCUCCAUUGCUUGGGCCAUAACCAAGAUUCUCUAGGAAUUCACCUCAGUGACAUGCAACUUCAUUUUCUGAUGGGUUUAUCGCUGCUUUAGUCGCUACAGCUGGAUAACAGAGAACCACAGAAGUUGGAGAUGAAAAUACAGGUAGUCAAUGGAUGCUAGGGAUGAAGUUGGUUUUGAUUCCGGACUGACCAAUUCUUCCAUUCUCUGUAACUGGGCUGGGAAACAGGUACAGUAUAGCUAUACAGGCCCGUGUCAGCUUAUUGCCUCCUGCCCCCGGGUCAGUCCCCGACCAACUUUUACUCUCUAAAAAACCAGGACUGGAACCAGAUCCGGGAGGCGGGAGCUGGUUCGGGCCUUCAUUGGAGGAACCAGAAGGGAGUUUGGCUUGUUCGCAGCACCAGUCCUUUUUUGGAACAAAAAAUACAGGUGCCCAAGCCGGUUAAAGCACCAACCAGUCCCGGUUCAAUUUGGAAACCAAGACUGAGUGCAUGGCUAAUGAUUGCCCAGUGCAACCAUAAAAUAUCUGUAUGUUGAGUGUAUGGUUAAAAAUAUUUGUAUUCUUUUGGCUUGAGAAUAUGCUGGAAUAAAGCAAAAUGGCUCACUAAACUGUCUGCGUUUCUUUGUUAUGAAGCAACAGAAUUUUGGACU
This is a messenger RNA of Cuscuta epithymum, 3563 nucleotides long. The record is from the annotation of a GenBank genome assembly. Lineage: Eukaryota; Viridiplantae; Streptophyta; Magnoliopsida; Solanales; Convolvulaceae.